AUGACCUCAGGAACUCCCGUGAGUGGAUCGAAUUCAUGCUUGAAUGAAGGCUUAACAAUGCGACGAGGUUUAUUUGGACGUUUGUUUCUUCUUCUUCGGCCAAUUCGUUCUCAGUUCAGUUACUGGAUUAUAAAUCCAAAGCCUUUCUGCCCAUUAACAAACUGCAACAAAUCAUUUCGUGUUCCUGGCCUGUUUAUUCUUAUUGUUUUUGGGAUACCAAUUUCGUUGUCGCUCGAUUAUUUAAUUUUGCCCCUUUCUCUCUUAAUUUCUGUUUUAUUAUUGUUACUUGCUUUAUGGUUUUGUUUUCAGUACCUAGAACAGACAAUAGUUUAUGCUUGUGAUGAACCACCGUCUUCGAAAUUUUUAUACAUGAAUCCAUCAUGUUUUGGAUUUUCUACAUGGGAAUUGGUAAAAUUAUGUCCUAAUGGCAACACUGGGCCAACAAUUAUUGGUUUCCUUCUUCUUCAGCCUGAUUUAUGUCGCAGAAAGUCUUGUCCAGUUGUGCUUCUUUUGCAUGGAAAUGCAGGAAACUCUACUACCCGGCUACCAAUGUGUCAAGUUUUAGAAAACCGUUUUCAAUGUAAUAUUUUUAUUAUAGACUAUCGAGGUUAUGGUCAAAGUACCGGAAAGCCAAGUGAAGAGGGUUUAUAUGCAGAUUGUACGUGUGCUCUUAAUUAUUUAUACAUGAGAAGUGAUCUGAACAAUGAAAAAAUAUUUGUACUUGGUCGAUCGUUGGGAGGAGCGUUAGGUAUUUAUUUGGCAGUGGAUCCUACAUCAAGUGAGAAAAUAUGUGGUGUUAUUAUUGAAAAUACGUUUACAUCUAUCACUGAUGCUGCAAGUCAUAUCCUCAAUAUACCCUGUAAAUUGCCCUCUUGGUUGUUCUCAAAUCAAUAUACCUCCUUGGCUAGACUUCAAAGUUGUAGCAAAUCUAGAAAGAAAUCCUCAGCUUUCCCACCUCUUUUGCUUAUCUCAGGUGAGUUGGAUAAUAUUAUUCCACCAAAAAUGAUGUGGAAGCUUGCUGAAGCUUAUGAAAAUAUAGUGACAAAACAGCAUAUUCGAAAUGAGUGUAGUUCGAGCGUAAUGUACGACGACUCCCCAAAGCCUAACUCGCUUUCCCAAAACCCAGUUACCUUCAUUAAUUCUGGAAGAGAUGGUCUUGUGAGUUUUCCGGAUGGUCAUCAUAAUGAUACUUGGCUUUGUAACAAGUGGUCAGACGUUAUUUUACGUUUUAUCGAGCAAUCCAGCGUACAUAUCAGAAGUACUGUCAACGAAAUUGAUCUCAAUGUAUCUGUCUGAUCACUUUGCCCUUUUUUUUUCUCGAAAAUUUUUAUACAUUGUGCAUUAGUUAUUUUGAACAGUUUUUAUAGCUUGAUUUCGUGGGAACGUUUAUAGUUCAACUAUCCUUUCUCUAGAUUAUGAAGCAUAAAUAUCAGAUUGAAUAACGUUUUCACUUUCCACUCUUUUAGACCCGAGUGUGUUACGGUCCCAGUUAGUUUACGGCUUAACUAAUUUCAGUACUGUUAAUUGUUGACAUACGAAUUCUGUAAAACGUUUCUCUUCUAUCCCGUGCUUAGUAUCACGGUGUACUCUUCCAAUUUCAGUGUAUGUAUUACUUAAGAUACUUCUACUCAUUUUAUGUUGUAAGUUUGAAGUAAAUCAUGUUUGCGUGGGAUUUUUAUGUUUCCAGAGCUAUAAAUGAACACUCACUUUUGGAGUAACUCUUAAUUUCGGCCUAUGCUCGAAAAUGGGAAUCGUUGUUACAAAUAAUUUAGACGAUAUUCAUUGGUGUCGGGUUGUGUUGGUUAUGAUUAAUUGAUUUUCACCAUUGGUAAACUGCUAUCUUAGUGGGGUUCGCUAUCUACCAUGAGGAACAUCAGGUGAUUGUACGCAGCCACAAAUAUCAGUACGGUUAUAAAAAUGGUUCAUCUCGCUUCUAUUGGCAGACUGAUAAAACAAUCAUUGAACCUUAAUUUAUACUGGUCCUCAUUAUCAGUAACUUUUAAUCAUUAAUUGUAGAACAACUGUCAAGCUAGAUGUAAUAGUCGAGUAAAGUUCGCCGGGGAGAUGCCACUCGAUAAGCAAUCUAUCGGUUAGUUUGGUUAGUGUUUUUGGGAGGUGAUUAUUAAUUUGCUACAUCCAUGUUUUGAUUGCAGUAUGCAGAAAGUAUGAUACUUACUCAUAUUGAAUUUUUUAAGCUAUGAACGAUCACUGCGAUCUUUACUGAUGUACUUCUCCGAAGCGUGGCGCUGACAUUGCUCUUGAAAUUUCUAUUGUUUGGUAUUUCGCGAGUUUUUUUUAAAUAAAGUGAUGUUUGAU
Messenger RNA from Schistosoma intercalatum, 2316 nucleotides. The record is from the annotation of a GenBank genome assembly. NCBI's taxonomy places the organism in Eukaryota, Metazoa, Platyhelminthes, Trematoda, Strigeidida, Schistosomatidae.